Molecule: messenger RNA, 2268 nt
Organism: Hevea brasiliensis (rubber tree)
Lineage: Eukaryota; Viridiplantae; Streptophyta; Magnoliopsida; Malpighiales; Euphorbiaceae
Product: rust resistance kinase Lr10-like
Exons: 2
Coding region: 919-2157 (412 amino acids)
Biological process (GO): protein phosphorylation
Molecular function (GO): protein kinase activity; ATP binding
Source: RefSeq, a predicted model, not a curated record
UUACCACUUACACGUUCAUAGCUCAUAAAUCCCUCUUGGAAUUAUCUAAAUCUAACUUUUGCAUUAUAUGAUAGCAUUUGAAUGUUUUCGUGACCUUUUCAUACUUUAGAUCCUCCUACUAAAUAUCAAUAUAGUUGUUGAGUGCCCAAAUGGUGGUGGUAGAGAGCAAAAAAGGAUUAAGUGUUUUUCUUCAUCACUCAACUUAACAUCCACAUGUAACAAGUCACAAACCUUUUCAUUGAAUUGGGCUAAGUGCUCACCAAGGAUUGUUCCUUCCUCCAUCCUGAAGAGAAACAAGUCAUGCUUCAUGAUCCAUAGCCAAACCUAUCACUUUCUUCAUCACCACAAAGUCAUGAACAUAAAAAAAUGAGGAAAGAACUCAACUAAAUAAUUAAGUGCCUUAAUGAUUUUGCGAAGAAAUAAGAGAUUAAAUUUAAAGGAAGGAACUUAAAGAACAUUGUCUAAAUGAAUUUAAAAACUAAAUUUACAAGAACCAAGGUGAGUCAUAAGAACUUGAUCUCCAUUUGGUAAUCAUGAGCAUUGGUUAAGAAAUCUAACAAUUAGUGAUGUGCUUGGUGCAAUUUGAAUCAAUAAUUCAAUGGUUACUAGAAUGAGAGGAAAAACAAGUAAUUAUACCUAUGAAAUUGAAAUGAUGAUUAGAGGAAUUUAAAGAAUGUGGUUGUGCUGAAGCUAGGAAUUGAUGAAUUUGUUCUUGAGUAAAGGGUGCGUUAGGUUUUGAACUAGAACUAGACAUGCCUUGGUUGAAUCUUUAAUCUUUUGUGUUAUUGUUUUAUUUUAUUUUAUUUUAUAAUUGAAGUAAUAGGUUUAUGUCAACAAUUUGGGGCGAAAGGUAAAGUUUUAAUUUUAGAAUGCAAUAAUUAAGAAUAACAAUUAGUUAUCGAAAAGGUAAAGCUUUUUAUGGAUUUAUAUUUUUGCAAUGCUACUUGUCAUCAAGUAACUUUCUUUGUCUUUCUUGUAGGGUUGCUCCCUUAUUUACUCGCUUUCCUUGUGUUAUAUCGUGUGGCAUUAUGCCUUUGUGGGACACUAUGUGUUAUCUCUUUUUUGAUCUACAAAUGGAAAAGAAGGCAAUUAUCAAUGUAUGAUAACAUUGAAGAAUUUCUUCAAGGUCACAAUAAUUUCUUACCAAUUAGAUAUUCUUACUUUGAUAUCAAAAGGAUUACAAGAGGUUUUAAAGACAAAUUGGGUGAAGGAGGUUAUGGCCUUGUAUAUAAAGGAAAGCUUCGUAGUGGUCAAUUGGUGGCAAUAAAGAUAUUGGGUAAGUCUAAAGCUAAUGGACAAGAGUUUAUCAAUGAAGUAGCUACUAUUGGAAGAAUUUACCAUUUUAAUGUGGUUCGCCUUAUUGGUUUUUGUGCUGAGAGAUCGAAACGUGCUCUUGUAUAUGAAUUCAUGGCUAAUGGAUCUCUUGAUAAACAUAUAUUUUUACGAGGAGGCAGUUCCCCAAUAAGCAUUAAAAAAAUGUAUGAAAUUUCCCUUGGAGUCGCUCAAGGAAUUGAAUAUCUUCAUCGAGGUUGCAACAUGCAGAUUUUGCAUUUUGAUAUCAAGCCACAUAAUAUUCUUCUUGAUGAAAGUUUUAUUCCAAAAAUUUCAGGUUUUGGACUUGCCAAGUUAUAUCCACCAAAUAACGAUGUUGUUUCUCUCACAGCAGCAAGAGGAACUUGGGGUUAUAUGGCUCCAGAGUUGAUCAACAAAAAUCUUGGAGGUGCAUCUCAUAAAGCUGAUGUAUAUAGUUUUGGGAUCUUAUUGAUGGAAAUGGUUGGAAGAAGAAAAACCUUGAAUGCAUCUGCUGAGCAUCUAAGCCAAAUUUACUUUCCUACAUGGGCUUAUGACAAACUCAGUGAAGGAAAGGAUGUAGAAUUGGGAGAUGUUUCAGAUGAGGAAAAGAAAAUAGCAAAUAAGAUGGUUCUAAUAGCACUUUGGUGUAUUCAAUUGGAACCCAUUCCUCGUCCUUCAAUGCAUGCAGUUAUAAAGAUGUUUGAAGCAGAGUUUGAAACCCUAGAAAUGCCUCCAAAGCCUUUACUUUCACUACAAGACAAGAAAAAAGAGGAUAUUGAAAUCAACGUAAAUGUUAUAGGGCCAACAAGAACCCCAGCAGGUGAUUGUAUGGAUUCAGUUAGUUUGGUUGCAAAUGCAUAUUAAACUAUGUUUGUUAUUAUCCAACCAUGUAAUGUUAUUGAUAAAACAAAUUAACUUGUUUGUUUAUUAUAGAUGUUAGUGUUAUAUAUUAUUGAUUUCCUUAUUGAUAAAGCA